Messenger RNA from Phyllopteryx taeniolatus (common seadragon), 936 nucleotides. It is a transcript of the gene stmn1a, whose product is annotated as stathmin 1a. Gene Ontology annotation, biological process: regulation of microtubule polymerization or depolymerization; microtubule depolymerization; neuron projection development. Gene Ontology annotation, molecular function: tubulin binding. Gene Ontology annotation, cellular component: neuron projection; cytoplasm. NCBI's taxonomy places the organism in Eukaryota, Metazoa, Chordata, Actinopteri, Syngnathiformes, Syngnathidae. Bases 124 to 582 code for a protein of 152 amino acids. The record is from RefSeq and is a predicted model, not a curated record. The transcript has 5 exons.
UGUGUGCGCUGCCAGUGUCAGACUCGUGCGAUUGUGUGCAAGAGGCGUUGAGUCAAAUCGCCAGUCGGUGCAAGGUGGGUGUGACAGGAGGCACGUUUGUAAAUCGACGGUCAUAAAUUCAAGAUGGCAGCCCCUGAAGAUAUUCAGGUCAAGGAGCUUGACAAGCGGGCCUCUGGCCAGGCCUUUGAGGUUAUCCUUGGCGCUCCGACCCCUGACGCGAUGGGUGACUUCCCCUUGGCGCCGCCAAAGAAAAAGGAUGUCUCACUGGAUGAGAUUCAGAGGAAGCUGGAUGCUGCAGAAGAAAGACGCAAGAACCAUGAAGCUGAAGUUUUGAAGCAUUUAGCAGAAAAACGGGAGCAUGAAAAAGAAGUGCUGCAGAAAGCUAUGGAGGAGAACAACAAUUUCAGCAAGAUGGCUGAGGAGAAACUCAAUCAAAAAAUGGAAACCAACAAAGGGAAACGCACUGCAAUUAUGGCAGCAAUGAAUGAAAAAUUCAAGGAGAAAGACAAAAAAUUAGAGGAGGUGCGAAAAAACAAGGAAACCAAUCAAAGCAACGUGGCAGAAGAUACUUCUGAAGACUGAAUGACAUGGGAGAUGUUCAAUUAUAUGUGAAUGCAAUAACAUUUCUGUAUUUGCGUAUUCCUUUUUGGGUUGUUGAUGUUAGCCAGUAUAUGUGUGCCCUUCCCACUUGAAGUAACAAUAUACAUCGAUUCUUUUGAAUUCUCAAGAUAGAAGCGCGCUUGUGCUUUGCGUGACUACCAAUCUCAACACUCAGUUUAGUAACCUGUUAGUCGUGAAAUGUAUUUAACAUGCUUUGCGUACGUAAUCUUAAAACCUGAUAAUUCCAUGUGGUUUUGAAAUGGUGUUAAGUCUCAAGUUCCGAAGAAGGCAAAAUGUGUUCCGCAAAGCCAGGGGGGGGGGGGGGGGGGGGGGGCA